Molecule: messenger RNA, 6553 nt
Organism: Harmonia axyridis
Lineage: Eukaryota; Metazoa; Arthropoda; Insecta; Coleoptera; Coccinellidae
Gene: Hk
Product: voltage-gated potassium channel subunit beta-2
Exons: 11
Coding region: 803-2050 (415 amino acids)
Biological process (GO): regulation of potassium ion transmembrane transport; potassium ion transport
Cellular component (GO): voltage-gated potassium channel complex; cytoplasm
Molecular function (GO): potassium channel regulator activity; transmembrane transporter binding; voltage-gated potassium channel activity
Source: RefSeq, a predicted model, not a curated record
GAAUGCGUUGGUCAGUCGAAUUCGAUCAGGUGGUGUGAAACCCCUCAUUGAACCCGAUCGUAGAGCAAUUAUAAAUUAUUGAAGGCUCCAAUAACAAGGGAUACAUUUCUUGUUCUGUCUCCCGCCGUUUGAUAGCGCUAUCGUCGCGCUCCUGCGGCACGCUCCCAAAUCUAUCUCGAUCUCUCCCGCAUAGCUGUUCCCUCCCGCUCGUAAACUCGGGAACAGUUCACCGGGACCUCGUGUCGACCCUGCUUGUGGAACCGAACCUUACGCGAUGUCCCCCAUACCCGUAAAUGUACAGCCCUUUUGUGUUUUGUGCGCGACACACCUCUAGUUCUUGUUGUGAGCUUUCGCAGAUGAGGAAUUCCCGUUUUUCCGAACGACUUCCCGUAGGAAUAUAACCUCUCCUCUGGAUCGGUCAUGGUUCGCUGUUGAAGAUCAUCCAAUAUAGUGUGUAUCGAUGUCGAGCUAGUGUAACAUCAAACUGGCCCACCAGUUUUGGAUAUCAUACCCGCCCCCGGCGGCGGGCAGUUCCACCAGCACCAAAGAGAAGGAUAAGCAACAGCAAGAAGAAACAGAGAAACGCGGCUCGAAAGAUAGAGAGCGACAGAUAGAUUACGACGCUGCUGUGAAGGAACAACAUAGGAAUUCCCAAAGGGAGCAGUGGCAAAUUCGUCAGCUCGAUAACGAUCUCUUGCAACAAAGGCAAUCUGAAAGGGAUAGGGAAAGGGAGCAGAAGGAGUUAGCUGAGCAGCGACUUCUGCUUGCCGAGGAUCAGGAUUACACUCCUUUACCUUCAUCAAUGUGUAGAGCUCCCAUAGCGAGUCUGGACUGUAUGGAGGAAUUCAGUGCUGGUAGUGCCUUGAGCGCUCUGGCCGACAGACAGGAUGGUACCAUCACCAAGGAACAAUUGCUGCUCAGCGGAUUGUCCCAUUCUGUACCCACCGCCCCCCUUCAGCUAAACAGGCAAACCUCAGUGACCCCCGGCCUUAGAUAUAGGAACCUUGGAAAAAGUGGCCUUCGAGUAUCGAAUAUAGGGCUAGGAACAUGGCCUACAUUUAGCCCUAGCGUAACAGAAGAAAAAGCUGAGCAAAUCAUUGUACUAGCAGUUGAAAGUGGUAUCAACUUAUUUGAUUUAUCCGAAGCACAUUCUGGAACAAGAGCGGAGGUUGAACUAGGCAGAAUUCUACAAAGAAGAGGAUGGAAAAGGACAACCUAUAUUGUUACAACAAAAAUAUAUUGGAGCACGAGGUCAGAUGAGCGAGGUCUGUCCAGAAAACACAUUAUAGAAAGUAUUAAGGCAAGUCUCAUGAGGUUGCAGUUGUCUUAUAUAGAUGUUGUUAUGGUACAUAAAGCAGAUCCAAUGUGUCCAAUGGAAGAGGUGGUCAGAGCCAUGCACUAUGUGAUAUCCCAAGGUUGGGUUAUGUAUUGGGGUACAGCCAGGUGGUCCACCGUAGAAAUUAUGGAGGCAUAUACGAACUGCAGGCAGUUCAACUGUGUUACUCCAAUAGUGGAACAAACCGAAUACCACAUGUUUUGCAGGGAAAAAUCUGAACUUUAUAUGCCAGAACUUUACAACAAGAUUGGCGUUGGUUUGAUGGCAUGGUCACCUAUAUCCAUGGGAAUGUCCCAAGGAAAAGAUGAAGGCACGAUGCAACUAUUUGCAAGAGCCAGUUUCAAGAACAAAUACAGAUCUUUCUCUUGGAAUGAAGAUGAGACUGGGCCUCUGAAAGAUAUUAACUUUGGAUGGGUAAAAGAAAAAAUUCAACCGGACGAUACCAGACGUCAGUGUGAAAGAAUGAGAGAUCUCAGCGUCUUGGCAGACAAGUUGGGAUGUUCGAUAACUCAGCUCGCCAUAGCCUGGUGCUUGAAGAAUGAAUCCGUUCAAAGCCUGCUCCUUGGGGCGAGCACACCAGAGCAGUUGUACGACAGCAUCCAAGCUCUUCAGAUCGUGCCGAAGUUAAACACGAACGUCAUAACUGAAAUCGAGAGAAUUUUGGAAAAUAAGCCUAGCAGGCCGCCUAUGGUAUCUACCCUCGCGCUUAGAUGACAAUCAAUGUGCCCCCCUGGCUCCAUAAGCCAGGGAGGCACAAACAACGCUGAAAGCCCCAAGGGAGACGAGUUCAGCAACGCUGGCGACACGGACACGACUAAGGACACAGGAAAGAUGCCUUUCUGCGAAAUCCAGUGACAAAAAGUUACCGAGUUUGUCAAAACUCGAAAAAGCAAAACACCGGACGAGAAGCCCGUCAAGGAGAAAGUCCGCUGGUCCUACAGCCCGGAGGAAGGACCAAAAUGCACCACCAUCGACCAGUUCGUCACGAAGAAGAAGAGCAAGUCACAGAGUCCGGUGCAAGUAUGAGACCAAGAGAUUUUGUGGGAGGAAAUGGAGGAUUUGGAGGAAGGAGAAGUGAUCAUUUGAAGUUCCAUCACGUUGGGGAGUCGAUAGAUUAACGGAAGUUGAAAUAGAUUUGAUCAGUUGCCUCUCAUAUAGCGUAUAUAGUAUUUAAGUUAUCACGGAACUUUUGAUUAGCUUAUAUUUUCAAUUGAUUCUUCACCAACAACGUGAUUCGAUUCCCUGGAAAUGAGCUUUUUUUUCACCAUGAAACUUUUCAUGUCAUCAUUGGCGAACAUAAAUAUACUACACAGGGUGUUUCCAAAUUAGACGUGAAACUUGGAGGAGGUGUUAGUAUCACUCAUUUGCUGUGGAUUGAGCCAUACACCUAUAUUGAUAACCGAAAAUCAACAGUUUCAGGGAUAUUUGAGUUCUUGAGCUUUUUAAAAAAAUUUUCACCUCACUUUAUUUUUCGUCAAUUUUUUCUACGUUGUCCAAGUUUGAUUUGAAUUUUGAAUUAUUUUCAUCAAAAAAGGGUAUUAUAUGUUUAAAAAAGGCAAAACUAUGCUGCAUUAGAUGUUGAAUAAGAAUUAGUAUGAUGAACUUGGUAUAUGAAGAAAUGAAUAGUAAAUUUUUAAUAUAAAUUCACCUGGAACUUCGAAAUUCCACAAUUUAUUCAUUACAAAAUUAUUCUAAACACUUCCAAAUUCCUUCUUCAUCUUCUAAAAAAGUUUUCGUUAGAAUGCCGGCACUAGUUUUGUUUCAACAGAUUUUGAUUUGAGAAGGAAAAGAAGCAAAGGAAGGAAAGUAAUGAAUCAAAUAUUUUUUAUUUUAAUGUAUUCAUAAAUUAUGUUUGAAAUGACUCCCACCAUACCUUAUUCAAGCACGUGCCCUGCUUCUUAUUUCUUGUUACUUUCCGCUUCAAAUUCACUCUCACUUUUCUCGCUGCUUCGCCUAUUUUAACGGUGUUAAAUCUAGACUUCUCGCUAAUCCAAUAUUAUAACCAAAUUUGGUCAACGUAGAAAAAAUUCACGAAAAAUGAAGUAAGGUGAGAAAUUUUCCAAAAAUCACAAGAAAUGAAAUAUCUCGUAAUCUAUUGAUUUUUAGUUACCACUAAAUUGGCUCAAAUAACAUCAAACGAGUCAUACUAAGACGUCCUCCAAGGUUCACGUCUGAUUUGGAAUGACCCUGUAUAGUUUUUAUCCGAAUCUAAAUCAAAAAUUUGGUAAUUUAGAGAACUUUUAUCUAGAGACUGGUAAAAUAUAAACGUAAAAUGGUUACCUUCUUACCAAAAACAAAUAAGAGACAUGUUUCUUAGUUAUCGUGUCUUAUUUCGUCGUUUGUACCACCUACCCAUUAGCUCACUAGAGAAGAGUUACAUCUUUGAAUGAAAUACAGGGUGAGUUUUGAGUAUGGAACGCCUCAAUAAUCUCUGAGAUGAAUUGCAUGAUUUAAUAGAUUUUGGUGUUGCAAGAAUCUUGUAAUAUGGCCAAUAUUAUGGUGAUAUUUACAUUGUUGUCAGAUCUUCGCUUUCUCCAGAAUAAUAAUGAACGUUGUUAUUUCUAAUGGACCAUUUUUGACUUUCCAAAUUUUUAAAAAAUACUGAAUAUUUUCCAUGCUAUGUUCCCUAUAAUUAAAUGCAAUGAUUUCGGAGUUAAAUCAAUACAUCUGCCCUGCUGUAAUUAUGUAAUUGCCUUUACUGUAUAUUACACAAAAUUCCUAAUUUUUCUCAAACUCAAAUAUGAAGAUUCCUCUAACAUUAAACAAACAUUUGAUGAUUAUUCAAAUUUAAGCAGUUCAUUCGAUCAUAGGUGAAUACAAUGUUAAUAUGUAAAUGCAGCUAAAACUCCGAACAUCACAUGAAAAAUAUUCAUUUUUUCUAAAUUAUUUUAAAAAGAAAAAAUAUACAGGGUGAUCAAUUUCAAAUAACAAAUUUCCGGAAGGAAGGAAGAUCUGACAACAAUGAAAAUACCAUCAUAAAUCGGCUAUAUCAUAACAGGGCCGUCGCCAGGAUCGGCAAACCGGACAUUUUGCCGGGGGGCAAAUUUUAGGGGCGCAGUCAGUUAAUAAAACGAGACAUGUUUUUUGACACAAAUAUGUUAUGCCACUCUUUUUAGUAAAAUAAUGAAAUUACUAAGAGCCAAUAAAAAUACGUACACCUUUAAGAACUACGUCUUCUUUUUACUAUAAACUUAUAGAGUGCCGUAGGGAAAAAAAGAAGCUCCUUCAAAGAAUAUUCAGAUAAAUUAGGCAAUCAGGGCGGCGAAAUUUCAUUUUGCUGGGGCGCCAAAAUGUCUGGCGGUGGUCUUGUAUCAUAAGAUCGUACAAAAUCGUCCAAUCAGUUUCCGAGAUAAUUGAGGCAUUCCAUACUUCAUUUCAAUCUGUUUAAGAAUUCCAAUGAAUCUAGAAUAAUUCUCAUAAGAAAAGAAGCCUCUUUCCAGGGUGUAUUGUAACAACAAUGAGGUGAAGAAACAGUUUGGCACGAUGGUUUUUAAAUAUUUUGCGCAAUAUUUGCGUCUGUAUUAUAGUUAUUGGAUAAGGCAUAAUCAUACAGAAUUUCCCGAAUUUCAAACACCAAACUCAAAAUGAUUUUCACUACAUAUUAAUCAAAUAGCGGAAUCAUUAGUGAAAGGUUUGGGAACGAUCAUUUCGAAUAUUUAUAAAAUUUCAUGUCCAAAAUAUUUUCUUCUGAAUAUCUGAGCUAUUAUCGACGAUAAUGAAAUGCGAUGAUGUAUUCUCUUCAAUAUCCAAAAAAAAAAACAUUUUCAGGAGUUUUGUAACAAUGUUUCAGGGUAUCUGUACAAUUAAGACAAAUUUGGCCAUUCCAUUGAAACAAAUCUUUCAAAGGCCUUCAACAGAAUUCUAGUAUGUCGAGAGAUCCCCCAUCCCUAUUAAAUCUUUCCUCCUUCUACCUAAGAAAGAUCAUUGAAAAUUUCCAUAUCCUUACCGAUCCUCACCUAACCCUACCUAACCUUAUAUAACCUAACCUUAAUUAAGAAUACCUUAACUCGUAGCUACGUACUGGUUUACUGAGACCAAAACUUCUUCCAAAAAAAAGUAUUCGAAAUUAACUGCCGCAAUUUCAAUAAGACAAACAUCGAUUUGAGGGAAUAUAUUGUCCCAAUUCGAGAUAAAUCUUAUCGAAUUGUUUUGCAACGUUUAUAACGAUCGUGUAUAUUUUUCUUCAGAACAGUUGGAAAGCUUUGUUUUGGAAAUACCUCAUAUGUUUGUACGCUUGCGAUUCCAAACCGUUGUUUCCAAUUUUGAUCAAAAUCGUUCAGGACUUCGAACAUUAGAGAAUGAAGUUAUUGAACUCAAAUUAUGGACUAUUUAGAUCUUAAGCUUUGUUGAAACUCGAUAACAUCUCUGGAAAAAAUCUCAAAUAUAUCGUAUAUAAGGUGUUGAGAAUCCGAAUGCAAGAUUGGUCUUUUCAAAAAACUGAUAAUCGAUAUUCUGCAUGAAAAGUAGUUUGGGUAGAGUAUGAAUAUUGACAGUUAAGUGAAGCUACACGAAUCAUCUUAGUAAAUUAACAAUUUCUUUCUAAUACUAAUACAAUAUUGCACAAUAGCCAAACAGUUUUACAAAAAUAUAAAAAGAAUUUUAGAAGAAUGAGUAUCGAUUUUCUUUUUUCUGAGAAAAAAAUUCAUUGAUAAAAUAGAAUGGGAGUGUAAUAUAUUGGUGCUUUUAAUUAAGAAUUCUCAUUCUUUUCAAUGCGCAUGUCCGCCUUAACAUUCAAUUCGAGACACCUGAAUAUAUUUGUUCAUUUUUUACGAGAACUCUAAUUUUAUCAGAAAAACUAUUAUCUUGUUGUUAAAUAUUUCUAGUUAAAAAUUUCUUAUUUAACUCACGAAGUGUGAUAUUUUGGUACCUAUAAUCAUUCCUCACUCAUCGUCAUCACACUGAAUUGGUCCUCGAAGAUCGAAAAACUAUUACACUUUGUGAGAACAGCGAUUGUGAUUUCUCACUGUAUCUAUAUUCGAUAGAUAAUAUUUUCUAUAAUAAUGAUAUCAAGUUUUUGAUAGGCAAUCUUCUUGAAAUCUCAUGGAAGAACGAACUAUCAUGAGGUUUCAUAAAUUUAGACGAAAUGAGAUUGAGAUACUUCAGAUCUGAAGAUAUUAUAUUAUUGGUCAAGUAAAUUUAUUUAUUUUUUUAUUUAUUUUAUUUAAUACAUAUAUUAUUUUAUUUAAUACAUAUACAUAUGAUGAAGAACGUGGGUUA